GGCCCUCGCCAGUAGGAGCGCUGCAGUUGUUCGGAUGCCCUCCGUAUCUUUCUCUCUCUCUCUGUCUCCGAUACUGUUCGUAGUCUCACAGUGCAUCUGUAGUCGGAUGGAGUUGGUGGGUGGAGCACGAAUCUUCACCCACAUGCGUUCGUGUUGGAAACUUACAGAGUGGUUUAAAGUUUGCUGUGGUGAAGUGUUAACAAAUGAGGCGUCUAUGGCGGUGAAUCUAAUGGGCGUGUGAGAUCUUCGUACUCUGUCGAGAUGCUGUACAUUUUGCCGCCCCCAAGUGCACCGAGUCCUCCGUCACCGUGGACCACAAUCCUCUGUGGUGGUAGCGAGGGUUCUGCCACCGGUGGAGUCAGCGGUGUUGUCAAAAUGGUUGCUGGAGGGACUGUGGCCACCGCAGUGCGGAGGAGCUCGUGGGUCACUGCCACUGCUACCAGCAAAAGACCUCCAACAGCCCGAGGUCAUGCGUCGAAGAAUCACAGGACCAGGGAUUCCGGAGCUGGAGGUUGCGUUGAUGACGAGGAUCCGACCAGAAAUUCAAGGAGUCUCAGCGAGUGUUACUUCGCUGGCAAGGGCGCCGCGCUGGUGCUUCCACCUAACGAGCGACUGUAUCCCUCUGCCAACAGCGUCGGCAGUAACGGUGGACGCCACAGCCGACGUGUUAGCGCGAGUGGCUCUGACAUCCAGCAGCACCUCCAGUCCAUGUUCUACCUCCUGCGGCCUGAGGAAACACUCAAAAUGGCUGUGAAGCUAGAGAGUGCGCAUUCUUGUCGUACCCGGUACCUGGUCGUGGUCUCGUGCGUGGGACGCCAGGACGCCGAGGAGAGUUGCCUCCUUGGGAUCGACUGCAACGAGAAGACCACCGUGGGACUGGUACUGAGGGUUCUCGCGGACACGGCCAUCACGCUCGACGGCGAUGGUGGCUUCAGCGUGAGUGUGUGUGGGCGACAUCACAUUUUCAAGCCGGUGUCUGUUCAGGCCAUGUGGUCAGCACUGCAGACCCUGCAUAAGGUGAGCUCGAAGGCACGCGAGCAGAAUUACUUCCUGGGAGGGCUGACACACGACUGGGUGAGCUACUAUGAGCAGCGCAUCGAGUCGGACCGCUCCUGUCUCAAUGAAUGGCAUGCCAUGGACAGCUUGGAGUCACGGAGACCUCCGUCGCCGGACUCCGUGCGGACCAAGCCUCACGAACGCGAGGAGACAGAAUGUGUGAUUCGCUGUACAUUAAAGGAGAUCAUGAUGUCGGUGGACUUGGAUGAAGUAACCUCCAAAUACAUUAGGGGUCGCUUGGAGGAAGACCUCGACAUGGACCUUGGGGAGUUCAAACCAUUCAUCGAUCAGGAGAUGCUUACCAUACUGGGGCAGAUGGACGCAGCUACAGAGAUUUUUGAUCACGUGUACCUUGGCUCCGAGUGGAAUGCUUCUAAUCUUGAGGAGCUGCAGAAAAAUGGCGUUCAUCACAUAUUGAAUGUGACACGAGAAAUAGACAACUUCUUCCCAGGAAUGUUUAAUUACUUAAAUAUUCGUGUUUACGACGACGAGAAGACAGACCUCUUGAAACACUGGGAUAACACUUUCAAAUACAUCACAAGAGCAAGGAAAGAAGGUUCUAAAGUGCUGGUUCACUGUAAGAUGGGUGUCAGCAGGUCUGCAUCCGUCGUAAUUGCGUAUGCCAUGAAGGCUUAUAACUGGGACUUCAAAGAAGCUUUUGAAUACGUGAAGCAGAAGCGAAGUUGCAUCAAACCAAAUGCAAGCUUUAUAUCUCAGUUGGAAACGUACCAGGGAAUCUUGGACGCGAUGAAAAACCGUGAAAAGCUGCAACGCUCGAAGUCUGAGACAAAUCUCAAGUCCCCGGGACUUGUAGCGAAAGCAGAACAAAGGACCGUCUGUGGUGGGUCUCUGGGCAAAACAAGGCAGGAACCCCUUGAGUCUCUGGCCUGUUCACAGGUGCUUGGAAGUGACUGGACAGACUCAUCCGGAGAGGAGUUGGCCAGACAAGGCGGGCGACCGAAGUCGUGGUCACCGGACAACAGCGCCACUGCUUUGCUUUUCAUGGGAAAUGUGACGGGUCCUACGUCGGUUUCCUUGGAGCAGCUGAAUUUGGAGGGAGCGUCACCAGCGAAACAGGACGCGUCUACUUCUGUCGCGCGUUCCCGACUGGAAACGAAGCUGCCGGAACCCCGCCCGCAGGAUGGGAUUCCUCCAAUACUGCCACAAAAAGAAACGACCGAGGCAGCUCGCAAUUACAACCUCAAUGUGCGCAUGCCUUGUGGAAAUGGACAAGCGUACAGUGUGUCUCAGAACAAAGUAGUGUACCUACCAGCUUCUUGCUGUCAGGAGAAACAGUGCAUAUCAGAAGUUGAAUGUUCCUCUGUAGCAGAAGGCGUAGUUCCAUCGGUGAAGCAUCGAGUCAGUGAAUUGGAGUCGCAGAACAGCCAUCCAAAUGGGACAGCAAGCAAGAAGAUGUCCUUAGAUAGGAAAAGAUUGGUACUUAAUCUUACAACACAGUUUCCCGUGUCUCCAAGUGCUGUCGAAGCAGAACAAGAGAGACCGUGCAGUAACACAGUUGAAGAAGGUGAGCACACGGCACAGUCGCAAACCAAGCUACGUCCACACAUGCUCACUGCAGUCCUAGUCAAGAAGGAGAUCUGGGAUCCUGGGGAGAAAGAAUCCCCUACAGUUUAUGCCGUGGAACACGUUACUCCAGUUACUUCUUCCCCGCCCAGAACUCCUGUUUCUCAACCUGUGGUGCCAAGUAAUAGUGACUGCCUAGUCUGGACCUCUUCUACUGAAGUGGCAGAAAAAUGUGUGCAUGAACCUUUAACAAACAAAGCUGAAGAUGUGAUAUUUGUUUCUGAGUUGAAGUUAGUGGAUACAGAUACUAUAGAGAGAUUGUCAGCACCAAGUGUUGGGCAAGACAAAGUAGGAACAGGGAACAGAAUGUUACCUAGGAAGGAGGGAGAUCCGUUCUCUGCCCAGCUGGACCGUGUGUUUGAGCGAGAAGAACGCAAGCAACAGCGAGUAGUGAUACCUGGCACCGUGCCUGCCACAAAUGCAGCGUCUCCACCAGUACCACCGCCACCUCCAAUACUACCUCCAUCUGUCACAGAACAUUCGAGUGACUCUCCGAGCAGGGAGUGUCCUUCACGGCAAAGUUCGUGGAGCUCGUACGACAGUGCUGUUGUGCUAGGUUUCCAAGGGGAGGCUCGUGAUGCGCCAUCCCGCCAGAGUUCUUGGGGAUCAGGAGACACAAGAUGGACAUAUAGUGGGGGAGGUACGUUACCAUCACGUAACAGUUCUUGGGGGUCAUAUGACAUGCGACCACCUAUGCAGUACGUCAAUGAACGUGGUGAGAAAUACCAGCAGCCAAUUCAAACGCAUUUGGAUGAUUUGUUUGGGAGCAGCAGCAGCGGAAUGUUUCCCUAUGAUCGUGAUGAAAUACCGUGGUACCCUGGCACUGUGAAGAGAACAAAGCAGAAGCUGGAGGAAGGUACCGGCACUGUAAAGCGCGUAUGUUCUGAAGCUCAGCAACGAAGUGAAUCUCCUGCAUCUCCAGUGGCCGGCAGCCAAGAAUCCCCAUUGUCUUCUUCCAUCCGGGCUGGAGAUUCUAACCCAGGAAUGAACGUCAAGAUCCAUGGACCCCGUCCUUACCGGAGCCCAUCCUCAGACAGAUUACUUCCUACUACAGGCUUUUCUUUCCCUUCGUCUGAUCCUCACUCCUCCGACCUUCAUUCCGGGAAUAUGGUAAUCCAGUUUCAGGCUGAAAGUCCUGUUAUUGUCCACUAUGCUAGCUCUCCUACACUCUGCUCACAUCAUGGAAUAGGAAGUGAGAGUAAUGACUCGGUGGGCACCGCUCCGGUGUCUACCGAAAAGAUGGCCACCUCUCAGCCUAACAUCACCUUUCUGAAUACUGCAGCUGCUAGUGACAGAUUAGUGGAAGAUGUGAUAUCACAACAGUCUAGUGCCAUAUCAAGACGAACAGACUUAGAUAGGGACUCCUGCUCUGCAGUGGUUGUGCCUGAUUCUCCUCCUCACACUUUAUGCUGUCUCUCUGCUAGUGCACCCACUACAUCGGCUGUUAGUUUAGUAGAAGGUAUCGAGUCCCUGACUCCUCCAUCACAUUCCCUACCGUCUGUGUCUAUGGUCUGCUUAACUCCUCGCGAUCUGUCUGCGGCUGUCUCGUGUGAAUCGGUGAGUGAAACUAGUCCUUGUAUUAUCAGCACCACUCAGUGUGCGUCAGUAAGACAUCAGAAGAGGGUGUUGGAAAACUUAACCAAUGUUACAAGAAGGAGCAUAUCAGUUGACAGUUCUGCAGAUGUUACCAAAGACACUAAUGCAUUGCCAAGAUCUCCAGAGGUUAUGGAUAGCCAGAAAAGUGUUUCGGGUCUUGUCAAGAAUCUAAAGAAAGAGUUUGAAGCAAAAUCUGUAAAUAAGACAGAAAAAUGUGUCAUUACAUCCACUGAAUUAUCUGGAAGUGAUGGUGAUCAGAAGAGAUCUCCAGAUGGCUUGAAGACGCACAGUCUCCCAUCAUCACCUGUGAGCAGCCAUCCUCAAUGCAAGUCCUCAAGCAGUCCUUGCUGCGUCUCUACCACAGAGGACUUGUCAGUGAAGGUGUUGGUGGGAAAGUAUGAAGUGAGCAAGAACACCGUAGGGCAUCCUGACUCGCCUUCUCUUGGCUGCAGACACAAGUUUUCAGAAAACGAGACUGUUCCCAGGAGGACAUCAGCGUCCCAGCAGCAACCACCCGUUCCCUUACGAAAAUCCAGUCUUGAGAUUCCUUAUAUUCAAAACAACGCUAAUAAGCAUUCUUCCUUGCUGGUUCGUAACCUUCGCAACGGUAAGGAAGGACCAAACGCGCGGCCCCCGACGGCGCCGCACGUACGUAGCUGUGUGGGACCGUCACCUAGCGUGGUGGUCGCUAAUGUCGUGGCUAAGGCUGCUAGUAAGAAGCAGCAGCAGGGCAAGACUCACCCAUUGGCUCGCCUCACAAUAAAUAAGCCCCGCCACACUAAUAGUGUGUACAACACCAUGUGAUGACAGGAAGUGUGAUUGACAUGUUUUAUUUCUAGUAAUUUAUGAAAUUAAUCUGGUUCUUUCAACCAGGUGAGUGCUUGAGGAUGUAUGAGAGUGGUUUUAAAUGCCAUCAGUUUUCAUAAUUGAGCGUAUUAUUGAAAUCAUUCGUCCUUUCCCGUGCUCACAUUGAUUGUCGUAAAUUUCUCUUAUCAAAAAGUUGACGUGCUUACCAAACGGCAGUGUGUCGUGAUGGACCAUCACAGGUCAUUACUACAUUUUUAUAUUGUAUGAAUAAACGUAUCACACUGCCACAAAGUACAAUUGAUACUGACAAGCUACAAUUAAUACUGGUCCACAGACGAGUUCUGAAGCACAAGAUAGAAACGAUAAAUGGUUUACUUAGGUAUGCAAAUGUAUGCAUUAGUAAGGUAAGCACUGUAAAAUGCAGUCUCCUUGGAAAGGAUCCACAUAAAUUUAAGUGAUUUAUAAGCCGAUACGCUGUUUUACCUUUUAAGAAAUUCUCUUGACGGUGGAUUUUUCUUGCCAAGGUUAAAAUAAGAUGCAAAUGAAUAUGUUUACCACAGAAAGAAAUUCUCUUAUAAUUUAUUUCAUAUUCCAUAAUGCUGUACGUUGCACCCAUGACAGAAGCAUGUAUUAUUAGCACAUCCUAGAUAUCACACAAAAAGCUUUGCAGUUUUGUAUUCGAAGAAGAGGGAAUUGGAUCUGCGCUUUUUCUAAAUUUGAUACGUGUGAAAUUUUACAUGAUGACUGUGCAUUGAUUUAGUUCUUGGUGUAUCAUUUAGCAUCGGAUGCUGCAGUAAUUGAUGACCCGAACUCUGGGAAAGGACCAGUAACAUCACAUUUCAAAGCCUUUAAUGUGUUAGAGCUUAUCUGUUUUUAGAAUUUAUUUGUACAGAAUACAUUAGAAUUAAAUUUUUUCUUUUAUUUGUUUCCAAAAUCUUACCCCCGUGUGCCUACAACCCCGUCUUAGACUUCUUCUCACAUUGUACCCCUGUUAAGGUGAGCCAAUGGAUAAAAAAAAAUGGAGGCUGAAGCAGUGCUUUGAACUGAAAUGGCUGUCGAGAAAUCUAGUCUUUGUUUUGUGUGUGUGUGCAUGAACUUUACAGCUCACGAGGUUUGGCGCAACAUUCCAAGGCCUGAAGACGAGACCAACCAAUGAUGCGGUGUAUGUGAUGUUUGUAGUCAUGUUGCAAGCUGUAGCUUUGGCUGAUAAACAAAGUUCCAACCUUGCGCAGACAAGUCGAAGAAGUGGGAAGACUUCAGUGUGUGUCUCAGUUGAUUCUGACCUUCACUAGAUGUCGCAUUAGUUUUUUUUUUUUUUU
This is a messenger RNA of Zootermopsis nevadensis, 6362 nucleotides long. Lineage: Eukaryota; Metazoa; Arthropoda; Insecta; Blattodea; Termopsidae. The record is from RefSeq and is a predicted model, not a curated record.